CUGUAUUUGAACUGGCAUGCCGCUCUUUGUUGUCAAUCGAUGUCUUCUAGUCUGUCAUACUGGAGCCUGAAUCAAACAACCAAGGGGACAUCAUAUCGCACAUAUAUAUUCAGGCUUUACACCGAGUUUACAUAACAUGAAGUUAACUUGGUUUCGGGCUGUUACGGGGUUUUUGCUCUAUGAUCCCGCAAGUGAGAGUUCGCCAGCUCCGCCAGCACAACACCUAGUAUGCUCGGACAAGUGCAUUAGCGUGGAAAUUUUGCAACCCCGUUUCUUCCCUGAGUUGCAGUCGCAGAGACUGAAGAUCAGAUAUGGACCCUUGACCGCGCCAUCGGCGCAUGACAACGGCGGGAUGGCAUCCUUCUACUUCCCCAUCCAGCCGCCCUGUACAGACUGUCUCCUCACGCACAUCCAGGCAGACCUCGAGUAUGCGAACGGCUCUUACGCGAACGUCAAUACAGGCCUGUCACUCCACCAUGUCGUGAUCGGGAAUUUGAGACUGCCGUCCGUGACCUGCCCGUAUGUCCCGGAACGCCUGUUUGCCUCUGGAAACGAGAGAACGCCCGCAAAUAUCUGUCUCAACGGUACGCAAAAGGCCGGCUAUCACAUUUCAGACAAUGAUUCGUUUCAGUUUCUAGCGGAGCUUAUGAACGAGGUACAUGAAGAGCGAGCUGCCGUCAUAAGCAUCGACUGGGAGUUCGUCCCAUCCGCUGCAGCAGUAAUGGCUUCGAGUGCCUUCGCCUCGGUGACGCCCUUGUGGUUAGACAUUGCUGGGACCUGCGGUGAGAACGGGUCCGAGGUAGCCGUCCCUAUUAUCACCAACACCACCGCCACCUCAAAUACGAGUACGGGCGCUAUGGGUGGCACCCCCGCUGACGCCUUCAGCCUUGUCAUGGACCCGCCAUGGACGUCUAACUUCUCAGCCAAGGUCCUGCUAGCCUUGGGCCACCUCCACGACGGGGGUAUCGACUUGCAAGUCAUUGCUAAAGAGACGAACAAAGACGCCGUCGUGUGCAACUCGGUUGCUGGGUACGGCGAGAGCGCCGGGUACGUGGUUGACCAUCCCGUUCACCACCACGAUUGCGGCGACGACGAUGACGACCACGACCACGACCACGAGAGCCAGCACUUCACGACCGAGAUAGCCCUGUCAUCCAUGAGUUCGUGCGCCGCUAGUGGUGUGCGUAUCAAGGCGGGCGAGAAGUGGUCGGUGCAGGCUAAUUACAACUUCACGCAGCAUGCCGCUACGCACUCGCAUGAGGAUGGCAUGCCGGCGCCUGUCAUGGGAAUCACGUUGAUGUAUGUCGUCAAAAAUUCCUAGGCGCGGCCUAGGCAGGAGAUAGGCAGCGCAGGAGAGGAUGAGAAGGAAGCCUCUACUGCUCGGAUGUCACAGUCUUGCACGGUUUUGUAAUUUUAAAAGUAUUGUAUCAAUCUGUGAUGUAGAACCAACCACCACUGGGGUAAUGAUUGGUUACAACUCCUGCAGAUUACAAUCCCAAUCG
Molecule: messenger RNA, 1502 nt
Organism: Lasiosphaeria miniovina
Lineage: Eukaryota; Fungi; Ascomycota; Sordariomycetes; Sordariales; Lasiosphaeriaceae
Exons: 3
Coding region: 137-1321 (394 amino acids)
Source: RefSeq, a predicted model, not a curated record